This is a messenger RNA of Dissoconium aciculare CBS 342.82, 962 nucleotides long. RefSeq lists its product as uncharacterized. The transcript is spliced from 3 exons. Bases 69 to 719 code for a protein of 216 amino acids. NCBI's taxonomy places the organism in Eukaryota, Fungi, Ascomycota, Dothideomycetes, Mycosphaerellales, Dissoconiaceae. The record is from RefSeq and is a predicted model, not a curated record.
CUCUAUUGCGAGUCGUUGAAUACAGCAAUCAUAUCUCACGCAGUAAAUCGCGAGGCUCUAUUGAUACCAUGGCAGGCUCACAUGAUAAUGCGACUAAGCAGCGCAUCAUUGCGCACAUGAACAAUGAUCACCACGACAGCGUCAUUCGCUACCUCCAACAUUUUGGAAAGGUGUCGGCGUUUACAGCUUACACUGGACGGAUGACGGACUUGGAUCUCAACGGCCUUGCUCUCUCUUGCCAAGGCAAGACGUACCGCGUUCCAUUCGAGCCGCCAAUGAAGUCUCUCGCAGAGGCCCGCGAGCGUACUGUCAAGAUUGACAAAGACUGCCGCAAGGCGCUCGGGCAUUCCGAUGUCACUGUCAAGACUUUUGAGUGGCCUCAAGGUGGUGGAGCAGUCGCUGCUGCCCUUACUCUCCUCACCUUUGUUGGAUUCAGUCAGCGAUGGUGGUUCGCUCCCCAGGGCAUUGUGGAGCAAUAUGUGGGCGCCUCCGCUGCAGCUCGCAUGUGGUCCAUCCAACCCUACUUGUUCUGGAUUCUUCUUGGAGUCCACGCCCUCGAGAGUGUUGUUCUUGCCCAGACAAAGUUGAAGAAGCACUCUGUGAACCCGAGGUCAACCGUCUACUGGCAAUGGAUCAUUAGCAACACCAUCGAGGGAUUCCCAUGCGGUCUUCGAUUCGGCAGGCUGGUGAAGAAGCUUGAGGCGAAGCAAAAUCAUUAGUAUACCACUCGAAUCAAUCCUCCUGCGAAUCCGUUGCGACUCAUUCAUUCACGAAUACCAAACUUUGGAAACUAGAUAAGACCCGUAGGGGAGAUACUAUAUAUAACGAAUUAUGUGUUCUGAGGAAAUUUUUGUACUGGUGCAUGCUGUUGGAGACAUGCGAAGAUUACGAAGGUCAACGGGUCUUGUUCCUAACACGCCUGGGCAGAAAUCACAGUAAUAAAACCAGGGUCACACAGACUG